Messenger RNA from Adelges cooleyi (spruce gall adelgid), 1948 nucleotides. Its product is annotated as 3-oxoacyl-[acyl-carrier-protein] synthase, mitochondrial. Lineage: Eukaryota; Metazoa; Arthropoda; Insecta; Hemiptera; Adelgidae. The record is from RefSeq and is a predicted model, not a curated record. Bases 244 to 1491 code for a protein of 415 amino acids. The transcript has a single exon. Gene Ontology annotation, biological process: fatty acid biosynthetic process. Gene Ontology annotation, molecular function: 3-oxoacyl-[acyl-carrier-protein] synthase activity.
UCUUAUCAUUUUAUUUUUUUUUAAAUAAAAAUUUAUAUUAUGUUAUUACAACAAAUAACCACAGUUUAAAUAAAAAUGUAUCUAAUCUGUAUAUUAUAACUUAAAAAGUAUAACAUUUAAUUUUCAUUUUAAACUGUUUUUGUACUUUAUUAUUAUUACUUGCUAGGUACUUCGUAAUUAGUUUUAGUUAUAGUUUCACUACUCUUCCUGCCAGUAACCUUGUUUGUAAUUAGUGUAAUUAAUAUGAAAAAGAGAGUCGUAAUAACAGGCAUGGGUGCCAUUUGCUCAGCCGGUCUUGGUAAAACUACAUGUUGGAAUAACGUUUUACUUGGAAAAUCAUUUGUAAGAAAACUGGACAGCGAUUUGUACAAAAAUAUACCAUCGAAAAUCGCCGCCACCCUGGACGGACUCAGUCUACCCGAUACCAUACCCAAAAGUAAGUUGCGUUCAAUGGCUCCAUCGACACGUUUAGCUUUACUGGCGGCGCAAGAAGCCAUUAAUGAUUCCAAGCUUUUUGACCAGUCCGUCGACAGGGAAAACAUCGGAGUCAGCGUAGGAAUCGGAAUGGUAGACCUGGAAGACGUGUGUCGCACGGCCAAAGCUCUAGAAUCCAGCUACAGUCGGGUUAGCCCUUAUUUUGUACCAAGGAUUCUGAUCAAUAUGGCUGCCGGCCAUAUCAGUAUGGAAUACGGAUGUCAGGGACCUAACCACGCAGUGUCCACCGCCUGUGCUACCGGAGCUCACGCCAUCGGCGACGGUUUUCGUUUUAUACAACACGGUCAAGCCGUAGCAAUGAUUUGUGGAGCCGCCGAAUCGUGCAUAAGCCCAUUAUCGAUGGCUGCGUUCUGUAGAUUACGAGCGUUAUCCACUCAAAACGAUACGCCCGAAUCAGCAUCAAGGCCGUUUGACAAUAGUAGAGAUGGAUUUGUAAUGGGUGAAGGUUCGGCGAUUUUGAUUUUAGAAGAACUUCAACACGCGCUUGGUAGAAAUGCUCAAAUUUAUGGAGAAAUUGUCGGCUACGGCAUGUCAGGCGAUGCGGCACAUUUGACUUCUCCGCCUGUCGAUGGACAAGGAGCCUAUUUGGCCAUGGAUAGAGCUGUCCGUGAUGCAAAUAUCGACAAAACUCAAAUCACCUACGUCAAUGCCCACGCCACUUCUACUCCUGUUGGAGAUUCGAUAGAACUAACAGCGAUAAAUAGACUCUUUGGCGAACACAGCAAAAACAUACACGUAUCGUCCACAAAAGGGGCACACGGCCAUUUAUUGGGUUCUGCUGGCAAUUUGGAAAGCGUCUUCACCGUCAUGGCUUGCGACGAGGGCGUUAUACCGCCGACGGCAAAUUUAAUCAACAUCUGUAAAGAAGCUGAACGUUUGAUUUGCGUUUCCGAAAAUUCAGUAAAUUGGCGAGAGGAGAAAAGAUACGCAUUGAAAAAUGCCUUUGGUUUUGGAGGUACCAACGCGAGCCUCUGCUUUUCCAACUAUGUCCUAUAAGAGUCCAAUUAAAGAAUAAACAAGGUAAAAUGUAUUGAAUAUUAAUUUUAAUUAACUAAAUGGAUCGCAGAACGCCAAUGCUGUGAGUGCUUUUUGAUGACCUUCGUAUUCACGUUCGAUGUUGCCCGUUUCGACGUUCCACAAUCUUGCCAUGCCGUCUGACGAAGCUGAAAAAUAAAACAGGGUUAAAUGGUGGAAAAAUGUACUUAAAAAACCAAUAUUGUUUGGUUGAUAAAACUAUUUAGAAAUAGAAUAGUUAUCUGGUUUUAAGUAUUAGUUUAUUUUUUAAAAACCAAUAAAAAUGUGUUCAAACAUAAAUUCUAUAUGUUUUAUAAAAACAAAUAAUUUUAUUUAUUUAUUUAUUUAGUAAAUGGAAAUGUAUUUAAUAUUUUUAAAUAAAAAUUUACUUCUAGUCAAUAACACGUUUGUCAUUUUCUAUUUUUUACUGUAUCAGGCC